UCGUGUUUCUCGGCGGUGCCGCAAUGCUAUGUAGAGGGGACCUGAAGUGUUGGUGUUUCAGCGGGUGGUUCGGAUAGGAUGUGUUUGUUGCAGAGACUACGAAGUGUUUCUCUCUAAAAUGUAAAUAAUCGUGAAUGAUUAGUGCUGUAAUCACCAAAAAUUGCCCUCAUUUAAGAUGGAAGUGAGCGGUACGCCGUCGAUUACCAAGGCCUUAUGUUUCAUUUGAUUUGGCCUCAACCCGUUUGUCUUUAGAUCCACCGUUUGUUUAGUUAUGAAGCAAAUAGUUAUAUCAUUAGUAUACGCUAAAUUAUUUAGUAAACGUGAGUAUGCUGUCGGUGAUAAAGUGUUAGCUGUCUCGCAACCUGAAACUAAGAUUAUCACUUUCACCUAAUGUUUUUAUUGCUGAGAGACCUAAAGCCAUAGAAAAAGUGAAAUCUUCUAACAUUGGGUGUACCAUAACUGAACAUAAUGGAGAAAAUCUGUCGGCUGUGCAUGAGCAGAGCUGAAGAUUUGAUUUCCAUCUUCGAAACCACUGACGAAUUUGACCGUACCGUUGCAAAUAAAAUAUCAGCAUGUGUUGCCAUAGAGGCUAUGGAAGGUGAUGGAUUGCCAUCUGAAAUUUGUAAGGAAUGUGCCUCGCUCUUGGAUGUUAUGUAUAACUUCAAGGAAAAAUGUCGGGCAUCAGACUGGACACUUCGAAAGCUGAAAGCUAGAGCGACACAUCAUCGUCAAUUUGUGGGCCCUGUAUACAAGUUGAUGAAUGAAACAAAUCCUGAUGUAAAUCUUGAUGCAAGGCUGGCCAAGAAUCUGAUUGGAUAUCACAAUGCUGCUCCUGCUGAGGGGCCUGAAACUUUCUUGGUGCAAAAGGGGCCUGAGGUGAUAGCUAUCACAGUCAUUGAUCCUAAUGCACCUGGGGAUUGUACAAAAUCGAAUACAUCUGGUGGUUGGACUGACCCAAUGAAACCGGGAACUCCUGGCAGUUCUUCACCAGAUCUCGCCGAGGGAGCUCCAAUAUUAUUUGUCAAUGAAGGUAUCGACUCCGAUGGACAGUUGGUAACAGAAUUUGAACCAGUAAGUGCAUUCCACCCUGAAGCUCUUCGGCGCAGACUCGAAAGAGAUCUUCCAAAAAGUGAAAAUGAUAUGCAACCGGCCUCAAAAAGUGAAACUGAUAUGCAACCGGCUUCAGAAAGUGAAACUGAUAUGCAGUCAGCUGCAGAGCAAAGAUCAGAGCAAAGAAAUUCUGCAGUUCAUGUGUGCCGAGAAUGUAAGGAACCAUUUGGAACUGAAGAAGAAAUGAUUAAUCAUCUAAAGACUCAUUAUAGUUGUAUAGAUUGUGGUCAGACUUUUACAGAGGUUGACGAGUUGACCGAACAUUGCAAAAUGUUAUGUGCAGCAGAACCUUGGAGUUGCAAAACAUGUGGAAUGACAUUUAGCAGUAAAGACAAACUUCAUAAUCAUUUACAAGUCCACACAGAGAAACCAUAUAUCUGUGACGAGUGUCCAUCAUCAUUUUCAAGAAAGGAUGUUCUUGCAAGACAUAAAGCUAUUCAUUCUGGGCGCCAGUUUAUUCAUGUUUGUGAUGAGUGUUCUAGAGUAUUUACGCGUGAAGAGGACAUAAAUUUGCACAAGCUGACCCAUUCAUUUUGUAAAGAUUGUGGCGUUCAGUUUGCAUCGAGUCAGGAAUUGUCAGCGCACAAAUUGUCGUGCCCAAAUGUUAAACCUUGGCCUUGUGACUUAUGUGAUAAAUCAUUUGUUUCAAAAGACAGACUUAAUCGACACUUAAAAAUACAUUCUUCUGAUAAACCAUAUGUAUGCGAAAUUUGUUCAGCUGCAUUUAAUAGGAGAGAUAAACUGACAAGACAUAAAACAACACACAGUGGUGACAGACCUUAUCAGUGUGAAUAUUGUGAUCUUAGCUUCACCCGAAGAGACAAACUUGGAAGACAUAUGACCACUCACUUUAAAUCUCAAGUUAAUAAUGAGGAAAACUUCAGUUAGGGGGAAGAAUUUUAUUUUCAUGAGUUUUUUCAGCUGAAUAAUUUCAAAACAUUGUGACAGCUGCAAUUUUCAAACAUGUUUCAUCAUUAUCUCAAAUUUAAAUUAUAUUCUGAUUUUAUUUAUUUUUUAUUUUUCAUUAAUUUGUUCAUUUCAUCCUCCUUCGGUGUUACACAUGAGCAUCAUUUAGAAAUGCCCUUGACAUAAGAUAUGUAUUUAUAAUUUGUCAUUAAUCGUACAGGCAAUUUUGCCUUAGAAACUGAAUUAUUGGGCAUAUAAUGCUGUAUGCUUUUCUGCAAAUUUCCCUCUUGAACGCAUGCCUCCACCAAUUUUUGGCUUGAAUUGAUCAUGUAUGGAACAUACAAGUUUGUGAAUUAAUAUUUAAAAAAGUUUUCGUUAGCCCUUACUUUAGGAGGGUAAAAACUUUCAAGCCUUUACAUGGAAGGUACAGCGACUCCCUUGUUGAACUGUCUGUAAUAACAUUAACCCCUAAACUUUCUUUCUACUGUAGCUGAACAAACAAAGCACUGUUGUGAUCAUGACAAAUAAGUUAGAGUAGUCAACAUUUUCGGUAGCAGUGAGUCCAGUGGCUUUAUGUCUCUGCUGUGUGACAGUAGACUAAAAAUUACUCAUAUUUGAGUGAAAGCAUUCUAGAAGCACUGAGAUGGCUACCAACAAGGCACUUGACAUUUCAUGGAGAACAGGGCACACAUGCUGCAUUUAAUAAAGAAGUUUUCUAGAAAUAAUUGAUUUUCUAAUGAGUAUCAUCUUGUUUAUUUAGAUGGCAUUCGUAUUUUGAAUCCAGGUAUUUAUACAGGGACUAAAAACUGAACCCCCAGAUUAUUUCAGGAAAUGCAUUAUUAUUUUAGUUGUCAGUUCCUAAAAACUAGUGUUUCUGUCUUUCUUACAGUGAAAAUACUUCUUCAGUUGUGUUAGUGUGUAGAUACGACAGAAGAAAUCACUCCAAAACUAAUACACAUUGGAAGAAAGCAAAGCAAAGUCAAGUCAUAGAACAUGAAUGACUGGGAGACCCUGAAGAAAAGAUGCAGGCACCUUUCUUACAUGAAGUAUAAGAGCUGUCUGUGUAAGUGUAGAUGUUUAGUGUAGGUGACUGGAGUGAGUGAGCAAGUGUGUGUGUGUGUGUGUGUGUGUGUGUGUGUGUGUGUGUGUGUGUGUGUGUGUGGGGGGGGGGGGGGGGGGGGGGGGAGAGAGAGAGAGAGAGAGAGAGAGAGAGAGAGAGGGAGGGAGGGUGAAACCCAGAGCUGCCACAUAGCCUGCUCCUCUCGAAGAGCACCAAGAGGCCCACCGAGCUUAACGACCCCAUCCGAUGGACAGAUCACCAUCAACAGUGUUGCAUGCUCUCACUUUAUGAGACAUUGAGGAGAGGUUCGGAAUUCAAUCCAGACCAUUGGCACAAAGAUUAUUGACCAGGGACCUUACACCUCUACCCCUCCUAUUGCCUCUGCUGCAAAGGCAAAUGAAAAUUUUCAAUAGUGCGCAACAUACCCAGAUGGUCAUCCAUCUAAGUACUGGCCAUGCCUGAUGGUGCUUAACUUCAGUGAUCUGAUGGGAAGAAUGUGUAUUAUAGAAGUUUUACAGAUGAGUGUCAACAUACAAUGUAAUUGCUGGAUAUCUUGACAACAGAGUCAGUAUAAAAGAGGAAUGGUAAUGCUUUGAAGAAUCUUCAUUUUUUAAAAUUAAUAUAAGUACUUUCCUUUCCUGUAUUUUGAAGUUACUAUGUUCAUAUUGAAUCGGACUGAGUAUAGUGUCACCUUAAUUUUCACAUGCUGUGGCAUGUGAAUCAUUUCUGCUUCAUUAUAACAAAGACAAAGAAAAACUGCUACUUCUGGAAAGCAUGUCAUUUAUUUAUUCAUCCAGGGAUCAUCUUAAAAUGGUAGAGGAUUUGUCAAAAUACAAUGAAAAUAGGAACCUCAAAAAUAUAGAUACACAUAGAAUAUAUAAGUACGCUUUGAGGAUAGGACAUGUGGUUGGCCAUGGCCUUGAUGAAUGAACCAUCCCAGCAUUUGCCUGAAAUGGUUUAGGAAAACCUAAAUCAGAAUGGCUGGAAAGAGGAAAAAAUUCCCCAACCUUCUGAAUAUGAUGUUAGCACUUCAACAACUGCACUGCCUCUUUCGGUUAGUCCCUGUUGUGCAAUGUUUUCUUCAUACGUAAUUUGCACAAGAUAAAUUGCGAUACAAAACUAGUUUCCUACUGUCUUUUUGCUUCUGUCUACACUGUCACUGCCUACUCUAAGGAAACCCACUGAUGACUUCGGGACCACGAACAUCCUGCUACGCCCCUUGCACUUCGUUCAAUCCAUCUGGAAAACUGAUUCCAGGACCACAGACAUGCUACCAUAUGUGAUGCACAUCUAGAUGUCAUCCCUUCAGUUUGCAUAGAAAAGUGAUCCAGUAUACCAUUUUAAGCAAUUCCCCAUAAUUGAGUCAGCAAGUAACAUUGUGUGGCAUGAAAUAUUUAAAAUUAUGUUGGUUGCUUCUUUGUAUGGUAUUUUGUCUCUUUGAAGCUGUAAACAAGAGGAAAGUCAUACAGUUGAUCUAAGAUGAAUUUUCCUACAUGCUUGCUGACAGUGAAACAGACAGGCUGUUAAGACAUCAUGUUUAUUCUAGAGUUGAUGUCUUUUCAGCCAAAUCCUGGUGAUCUGGUGAAGGGGUAUUCCCAAAUGGGAAUAUUUUAGGGAUUACCAAUUGUGAUAUUUUCCUUACUAACAAUGAAAAUAUCUCAAAAACAUUAGUUGGAACUUGGGAACUGGAACCAUUUUUAUUUUGUUUCUGGGACCCUAUAGCCCAACCAAAAAUAGGCCUUUUGUGUGUGUUUGUGUGCAUGUGUGUGUGUGUCAGUAAGUACGUGUAACAGAGUAAAGUUGACGACUUGUUCUACAACUGUGUCGGGAUACCCAGCCAUCGACUAAUAACUGGUGAAUCCAAGAGAGAUCUGUGUUAGUUUUGUUUCCUAUUUAUAAAUAAAUCUAUUAGUCACCAUCCUCUUUCUUAUUUCUGAUCACAUUUUCUGUCUGGUACAAGCAUAUUCAAAAUGGUACAGCAUAAGAAAAUGUUUGGAAGUGAUUGAAUCGGAUUUGUAGUAAACCAUGUGCCUUGUUCAGUACAUGAUAAAUAAGUCUUGAGGUCUUGCUAAUCCAUGUGAGGCACCCCACCUUAAAAUUAACAGAAACCAUAAAAAUUAAUUAACCCCUUGCUAGAAUAAUUAACACAUCUGAUGCUAGAGACAGUGAAAAUAUAAAUGUGAAAUAAGUGUUGUAUAGUAGAAAUCAAGUUAAGAGGAAUGAAUUGGGGGCUACCCAUCUAAUAUUAAAAAUUAAAUGUAUAUUUAUGUACAAUGUAUGUAUCGUGUAAAUAGUAGCUGUAUAAACCCUUUGUUUUUCUGAGAACUGUGUGCUAUGUGGGGCUGUAAUGUGUUAGUAAGCAAAACUGAAUGUAUUAAUUGUGAUCAAUGCGUACUAGAUGUAUUAAUUUUGAUUUUAAUUGUCUGCAGUUAUUAUUUAGAUUCUAAGUUUUUGUGUUGCAGUAGCUACAUUUUAAAAAGGCAGCUGACUGAUUUUUUUUGUGAUGUUGAAAUAUUUUCUGUUUGUUGGUGUACUUCUAUGUAUUAGU
This is a messenger RNA of Schistocerca piceifrons (Central American locust), 5624 nucleotides long. RefSeq names its product zinc finger protein 875-like. Gene Ontology annotation, biological process: regulation of transcription by RNA polymerase II. Lineage: Eukaryota; Metazoa; Arthropoda; Insecta; Orthoptera; Acrididae. The record is from RefSeq and is a predicted model, not a curated record. Gene Ontology annotation, cellular component: nucleus. Gene Ontology annotation, molecular function: DNA-binding transcription factor activity; zinc ion binding; RNA polymerase II cis-regulatory region sequence-specific DNA binding.